GCAAGGCGGCCGAAUAUUACAUUUUAAAGCGCUAUAAGAUGGCCCGCCCGAUUUCAUUCGUCACCGGAAAUGCCAAAAAACUGGAGGAAGUGCGCGCCAUUCUUGGACCAAAGUUUCCGCGUGAGCUGCUGCCCGUCAAGCUGGAUUUGCCGGAGUUGCAAGGGGAAGUAGACGACAUCUGCAAGAAAAAGUGCUUGGAAGCUGCUCGCCGCGUGAAGGGACCGGUACUGGUGGAAGACACGUGCUUGUGUUUCAAUGCCCUGAAAGGAUUGCCCGGCCCGUACAUCAAAUGGUUCCUCGAAAAGCUGGAGCCCGAAGGAUUGCACAAGCUCCUGGACGGGUGGGAGGAUAAGUCGGCUCAAGCAGUGUGCACUUUUGCCUACGCUCCGGGUGAAGAUGGCGAGGUAAUGCUGUUCCAAGGCCGCACUGAUGGUGACAUUGUAUAUCCACGUGGGUGUCGUGAUUUCGGCUGGGAUCCCAUCUUUCAACCCAAAGGCUAUGACAAGACUUAUGCUGAGCUGCCCAAGGAAAAGAAGAACGAAAUCUCACACAGGUUCAGAGCGCUGGAUAAGUUGAGGGAUCAUUUCUUGACUGAGGGAUAGUAUAACAAAUAAAAAUGCUUAUUUGAUGAAGCGGCAAAGUUUGAAAUAACUAGUUAUUUUUAUAGCAAACCUAAUAGAAGCCUAUUAAGGC
Messenger RNA from Ochlerotatus camptorhynchus, 693 nucleotides. Its product is annotated as inosine triphosphate pyrophosphatase. The record is from RefSeq and is a predicted model, not a curated record. The transcript has 2 exons. Bases 39 to 602 code for a protein of 187 amino acids. Lineage: Eukaryota; Metazoa; Arthropoda; Insecta; Diptera; Culicidae. Gene Ontology annotation, molecular function: nucleoside triphosphate diphosphatase activity. Gene Ontology annotation, cellular component: cytoplasm. Gene Ontology annotation, biological process: nucleoside triphosphate catabolic process.